Messenger RNA from Lagenorhynchus albirostris (white-beaked dolphin), 180 nucleotides. RefSeq names its product small ribosomal subunit protein uS14-like. The coding region runs from base 10 to 180 and encodes 56 amino acids. Gene Ontology annotation, cellular component: cytosolic small ribosomal subunit. Gene Ontology annotation, molecular function: zinc ion binding; structural constituent of ribosome. Lineage: Eukaryota; Metazoa; Chordata; Mammalia; Artiodactyla; Delphinidae. The transcript has a single exon. The record is from RefSeq and is a predicted model, not a curated record.
GAAAGCAAGAUGGUUCACCAGCAGCUGUACUGGAGCCAUCCAAAAAAAUUUGGUCAUGGUUCUCGCUCUUGCCGCAUCUGCUCAAGCCGGCACAGUACGAUCCAGAAAUAUGGCCUCAAUAUGUGCUGCCAGUGUUUCCUCCAGUACAUGAAGGACAUCAGCUUCAUUAAGUUGGACUAA